This is a messenger RNA of Carassius gibelio (silver crucian carp), 1794 nucleotides long. Its product is annotated as translation initiation factor eIF-2B subunit gamma-like. Gene Ontology annotation, cellular component: eukaryotic translation initiation factor 2B complex; guanyl-nucleotide exchange factor complex. Gene Ontology annotation, biological process: cytoplasmic translational initiation; biosynthetic process. Gene Ontology annotation, molecular function: guanyl-nucleotide exchange factor activity; translation initiation factor activity. The coding region runs from base 309 to 1670 and encodes 453 amino acids. The record is from RefSeq and is a predicted model, not a curated record. The transcript has 12 exons. NCBI's taxonomy places the organism in Eukaryota, Metazoa, Chordata, Actinopteri, Cypriniformes, Cyprinidae.
AUUUCCGUACGACCCAUUUACAAGUAGCGGUUUUAUGUCAUUAUCUCGAAAUAUCUGGUCAGUUAUCGUAGACUCCUACAUAUAAAACAUUCAGAGUUUUAGUUAUUCGUUUAGUUAUUAUAUAAAUAUAUAUAUUUUAAGUUAUUCAUUUUGUGUUUAAGUAGACUCUCUUAGGUUUAACAGUAAUUGUUUGAAGACAGCGAGUCUGAUCCACAUGAGCGUCUGCUACAGUGCUGCAGAUCUUCACGUUCACGGAAUCGAUACUUGAACAAUCAUAAACAUUUGGACUAGCAAUACAGGUGUUAAGGAUGGAGCUGCAAGCGGUGCUGAUGGCAGCAGGUGGAGGCUCCAGGAUGAUGGAUCUCACCUAUAACACCCCCAAACCUUUGCUUCCUGUGGGCAACAAACCCCUCAUCUGGUACCCCCUCAACCUGCUGGAGAGAGUGGGCUUUGAAGAGGUGAUUGUCAUAACCACUAAAGAGGUUCAGAAGGCCUUGAGCACAGAUCAGCGCAUGAAGACCGAUGUGAAGAUGAGGUUGGAUGUUGUAUGUAUUCAGGAGGAUGCUGACAUGGGCACUGCAGAUGCCCUUCGACACAUACAGCAAAAGAUCAAGACGGACAUCUUGGUGGUGAGCUGUGAUUUGAUAACAGAUGUGGCUCUGCAUGAAGUUGUGGACCUCUUUCGUGCACACAACGCCACCCUGUCGAUGCUCAUGAGCAAAGUGCAUGAAUUCACAGAGACUGUCCCUGGCCAAAAGGGCAAGAAGAAAGCAGGAGAGCAGCGGGACUUUGUAGGCGUGGACGUCACGGGAAAGAGGCUUCUGUUCAUGGCCAAUGAGGCAGACCUGGAUGAAGGCCUUGUUCUCCGGAAGUCCAUCAUGCGCAAACAUCCCAGAAUGCUCAUCAAGACCGGCCUGCUGGAUGCCCACCUGUACUGCCUGAAGAGAUCUGUGGUUGAUUUCUUAGUACACAACAAGUCUGUCACCUCAAUCAGAGGGGAACUAGUGCCGUAUUUGGUGCGUAAGCAAUUCUCCAAGUCUUUAAACUCCAAAACUGCAACGGAGGAUACAGAGAGGAAUCAAAAACAACAGGAUGCUGACCACAAUUUGGAGCUCCUCAGCACUAGUAAAGAUGAGGCGCUGGUCCAGCUCGCCCGAGAGAGGUCAUGUUGGAACGAUCAUCGUGGAGACAUGAGUGAGGCCUACCAUGGCGGAAAGCUACGCUGCUAUGUCCACAUCAUGGAGGAGGGCAUGUGUUAUCGUGUGAACACGCUCGCGGCUUAUAUAGAGGCCAAUCGUGUGGUUCCAAAGCUGUUUGAGGAGCCUCCAAUCCAUCCGACUGCUGCGAUCUCAGAACGCUCCUUGGUUGGAAGUGACAGCAUUAUUGGGCCAUUUUGUCAGAUAUCAGACAAGACAUCCAUCAAGCGUUCAAAUGUUGGCACAUCAUCUAUAAUCAAGGAGAAGGUGAAGAUCACCAACUCCAUCAUCAUGAAUGGAGUCACUAUUGAAGAAGGGUGUAACAUUCAAGGUAGCGUGAUCUGCAACAAUGCAGUGAUUGGACGUGGAGCCGACAUGAAGUACUGUCUUGUGGGGAGCGGCCAGCGCAUAGAGCCAGAGGCUGAAAGAACCAAUGAGGUCAUCGUUGGAUCAGACCAACUCAUGGAGAUCUAGAACUUUGGUGGAGAUGGAACACAGAGCCGAAGAUGCUCAGAUCAACCUGCUUCCAUGUGCAUAACCCCUACACAGGAUCCAUUUUUUAUGUGUCCAAAUAAAAAUGGAUUUAUUUAUCUCAAGA